CCGUCACGCCGUGGGCAACAGCCGUGGCGUUGAUGCAAAACCAGAGAGCAGAUUGACACCUGCGCCGUCGACGGUUGUCCCGCCCGCCGUCUGGUUUGAGGUGGAGGUGGUUGAGUUCCCGUUUCAAGAUCUAACUUUCCGGAUUCAUGCAACUGGAGAAACUCCUCGGCAGGCUUACAGUUUUGAGGAAGGUUAGACAAUUUGAUGAGAGCCUAAACAAAAAAGCAGGCUAACACUUUUGAGGAAGGUUGGACAAUUUGAUGAGAGGCUAAAUUUGAGGAACUCAUAUUAUGAAAUUGUGCCAAAUUUGAGGAACUCAUGUUAUGAAAAUAGUAUAUUACAAAAUCUGAGGGUUUGAGUGGUGGAGUUGACAAAUUUGCCUCCGACGACAUGCCGCUCGGCCGUCGAACACUGCAUUCAUUCAGCUCAUGCCAACGAAGGAAAUCGCUCUCUGAGACUUCUAAUGAGCCAACCACUUCUCCAAGACUCUCUCGACCCGCCUCGACCAUUACCUUGCAUACACUUCUCAAAACCUCACAACCCCAUAAUCGAUCACAGCUUCGAGCAGAACUACAGAACCACAUGUGCUCUCCUCCUCUCCCAAACCCGCUCGAGGCUCCUUCCAAAAGGCCUGGCCUUGCAUGCCCACACCAUCAAGUCCGGAAUCAGUGCAGUUCCACUCGUCUGUCACCACCUCAUUAACUUCUACUCCAAGCUCCAGUGCCCAGUUGAGUCCACGAUUGUCUUUGGCGAAGCACCGGUGAAGUCACCCACCACGUGGAGCUCCGUUAUCUCUUCGCUGGCCCAGAACGAGGCCCCGUGCUUAGCUCUUCAGUAUUUUCGCGAAAUGAUACGUUCUGGUGUCAGACCCGACGAUCAUACUUUCCCGUGUGCUACGAAAUCUUCCGCCAUGCUUUCGGAUUAUAAUGUCGGGGGAAUGAUACAUUGCUUUUCUGUAAAGACAGGGUUUGAUUCAGAUGUGUUUGUUGGGAGUUCUCUGGUGGACAUGUACGCUAAGUGUGGGAAGAUAGAUAUAGCCCGGAAGGUGUUCGAUGAAAUGCCUGAGAGGAAUGUGGUUUCUUGGAGUGGGAUGAUAUGUGGGUAUGCUCUGAUAGGCGAGAAUGAUGAGGCUUUAAGGCUUUUCAAGGAAGCGGUAGUGGAAGAUUUGGAUGUCAAUGAUUUCACAUAUUCAAGUGUGAUUAGAGUAUGUGGUAGUUCCACUCUGCUCGAGUUAGGGAAGCAGAUACAUGGGUUGUGCUUGAAAACAAGCUAUGAUUCGUCGAGUUUUGUGGGAAGCUCGUUAAUAUCUUUGUACUCUAAGUGUGGACUUGUAGAAGGUGCUUAUCAAGUUUUUGAUGAGGUGCCGGUCAAGAAUUUGGGUAUGUGGAAUGCAAUGUCUAUAGCCUGUGCUCAACACGGGCACACCAAGAAAGUUUUUGACUUGUUCACACAGAUUGAAAGAGCUGGGCUGAAGCCAAAUUUUAUUACAUUUUUGUGUGUGCUCUAUGCUUGUAGCCAUGCAGGGCUAGUUCAAGAAGGGAAACACUAUUUUGGGUUGAUGAAAGAUUAUGGGAUUGAGCCGGGCGAUCAACAUUAUGCUUCGUUCGUGGACUGUCUUGGCCGAGCUGGAAAACUACAAGAGGCUUUAAAAGUUGUUGAAGAAAUGCCCAUCCAACCUACAGAAUCUGUUUGGGGAGCAUUAUUGACUGGCUGUCGCAUUCAUCGCAACACUGAAUUGGCAGCUUAUGUGGCCGAUAGGGUUUUCGAGUUAGGUCCCGUGAGCCCAGGCCUACAUGUCCUAUUAUCCAAUACUUAUGCGGCUGCUGGUAGAUACAAAGAUGCAGCCAAAGCUAGGAAGAUGCUGAGGGAACAAGGGGUGAGAAAGGAAACGGGUUUGAGUUGGGUUGAAGAGGGGAACAUGGUGCACACAUUUGCUACGGGUGAUAGGCGGCACGCGAAAUAUAAGGAGAUUUACCAAAAGUUGGAAGAAUUAGGGGAUGAAAUGGAGAGAGCUGGUUAUGUUGCAGAUACAAAUUUUGUGUUGCAACAAGUAGGUGACCAAGAGAGGAGUGAGGCGAUCAGGUAUCACAGUGAAAGAAUAGCCAUUGCUUUUGCACUCAUCACGUUUCCACCUGAAAGGCCAAUUAGAGUUAUGAAAAACUUGCGUGUUUGUGGCGAUUGUCACAAUGCUAUAAAGUUUAUGUCCAAGUGCACAGGAAGAAUAAUCAUUGUGAGAGAUAAUAAUCGAUUUCAUCGAUUUGAGAGCUGAUCAAGUUCUUAAAAGACAAUGGUAAUCUUAUUUCAACACUGCUCACCAAGGAUAUCUUGUACAUAAUGUGUUGCAGAUUAUCAACUCUCAACUCUCAACUCAACCCUGUGCAAUAGGGAAGCUCCUUUUGGAUGAUUUGGUUCAAAUUUUAGGAGAUCAAAUCAUAACAGGUUUGGUGAGGAGACAAAUUUGCCUUCAUCAGUUUAGCCUUUAAAUAUUUCCGGCUGCCGGCUGCCUUUCACCGGUAAUUUAGGAAAAUUGAAUAGUUAAGGUACUAAAUUGUUAGUUUUGAAAGUUUGAAUAGUUAAGGUACUAAAUUGUUAGUUUUGAAAGUUGUAGAUUGAAAUUAGCAGGACCCCAAUAGUUAUAGGACCAAAAGUGUAAUUAACUCGUCAAAAUUAUAAUUGAAUAAAUUGAGUUA
Molecule: messenger RNA, 2690 nt
Organism: Ipomoea triloba (trilobed morning glory)
Lineage: Eukaryota; Viridiplantae; Streptophyta; Magnoliopsida; Solanales; Convolvulaceae
Product: putative pentatricopeptide repeat-containing protein At5g52630
Exons: 2
Coding region: 464-2269 (601 amino acids)
Biological process (GO): RNA modification
Molecular function (GO): zinc ion binding; protein binding; RNA binding
Source: RefSeq, a predicted model, not a curated record